Molecule: messenger RNA, 2873 nt
Organism: Kogia breviceps (pygmy sperm whale)
Lineage: Eukaryota; Metazoa; Chordata; Mammalia; Artiodactyla; Physeteridae
Gene: GFAP
Product: glial fibrillary acidic protein
Biological process (GO): intermediate filament organization; regulation of chaperone-mediated autophagy
Cellular component (GO): intermediate filament; cell projection; cytoplasm
Molecular function (GO): structural constituent of cytoskeleton
Source: RefSeq, a predicted model, not a curated record
CAGAGCCAGGCCAGGAUGGAGAGGAGACGGGUCACUUCAGUGGCUCGCCGCUCCUAUGUCUCCUCCUCAGAGAUGGGGGUGGGGGGCCGCCGCCUGGGUCCUGGCACCCGCCUGUCCCUGGCUCGAAUGCCGCCUCCACUCCCGGCCCGGGUAGACUUCUCCUUGGCCGGGGCGCUCAACUCCAGCUUCAAGGAGACCCGGGCCAGUGAGCGGGCAGAGAUGAUGGAGCUCAACGACCGCUUCGCCAGCUACAUCGAGAAGGUGCGCUUCCUGGAACAGCAGAACAAGGCGCUGGCUGCCGAGCUGAACCAGCUGCGGGCCAAGGAGCCCACCAAGCUUGCCGACGUCUACCAGGCAGAGCUGCGCGAGCUGCGGCUGCGGCUUGAUCAACUCACCGCCAACAGCGCCCGGCUCGAGGUGGAGAGGGACAAUCUGGCGCAGGACCUGGGCACCCUGAGGCAGAAGCUCCAGGAUGAAACCCACCUGAGGCUGGAGGCUGAGAACAACCUGGCUGCCUAUCGACAGGAGGCAGAUGAAGCCACCCUGGGCCGUCUGGAUCUGGAGAGGAAGACUGAGUCUCUGGAGGAGGAAAUCCGGUUCUGGAGGAAGGUCCAUGAGGAGGAGGUGCGGGAGCUCCAGGAGCAGCUGGCUCAGCAGCAGGUCCACGUGGAGAUGGAUGUGGCCAAGCCUGACCUCACAGCAGCCCUGAGAGAGAUCCGUACACAGUACGAGGCAGUGGCGUCCAGCAACAUGCAUGAGGCGGAGGAGUGGUACCGCUCCAAGUUUGCGGACUUGACGGACGCCGCUGCCCGCAACGCGGAGCUGCUCCGCCAGGCCAAGCACGAGGCCAACGACUACCGGCGCCAGCUGCAGGCCUUAAACUGCGACCUGGAGUCCUUGCGCGGCACGAACGAGUCCCUGGAGAGGCAGAUGCGGGAGCAGGAGGAGCGCCACGCGCGGGAGGCGGCGAGUUACCUGGAGGCACUGGCCCGGCUGGAAGAGGAGGGGCAGAGCCUCAAGGACGAGAUGGCCCGCCACCUGCAGGAGUACCAGGACCUGCUCAGCGUUAAACUGGCCCUGGAUAUCGAGAUCGCCACCUACAGGAAGCUGCUGGAGGGCGAGGAGAACCGCAUCACUAUUCCUGUGCAGACCUUCUCCAACCUGCAGAUCCGAGAAACCAGCCUGGACACCAAUUCCGUGUCAGAAGGCCACCUCAAGAGGAACAUCGUGGUGAAGGCCGUGGAGAUGCGGGAUGGAGAGGUCAUUAAGGAGUCCAAGCAGGAGCACAAGGAUGUGAUGUGAGGCAGGACCCACCUGGUGGUCCCUGCCCCACAGUAUAUGAGGGGCCUGCAGCAGGAAUCGGGGUAGUUGCCCCUCCCCUGCUAGUUAAUUUCCCCAGACUUGAGUUCCCACCCACCCCAGCUGCUCCUCUUCCCCCUCAGUCUCUAUGUCAGCUUGCUGCCCUAGGCUCCAUCAGCAUUAAGCCUGUCAGACAGCACCCACCCAGCAACUCUAACAGGGCACUCACCCCAAAGGGGCAGCCUGGAGGGGCAUGGCCAGCAGCUUGGGUUAGAAUUGGGAGGGAGGAGAGAAGUUGGGGAGGGCAGGGAGCCCUAAUAAAUCACCCUCCGUAUCCGAAUCCCUGUUGUCAUGGCAACUGUUGCCAGAGCCGGAGGUGUCUGGGGGUAUCUGGGAACGGGGCCUUUGAAUUUCCUCUGGCUGGUGGAGGAAAACCGAGACGCUGAGACAGGCAGGGGAAUCCCCACAGGCAAGGAGGCCUUGGCCAGAGGCUUAUUCUUCUAGACUGACUCUGACCAGUCUGAGGAUGGGUGGGGCUAUACUGCCACUUGGAGUAGUCGCCGGGACAGAAUUCCUGGUCUGCCCAGAUUGCAGACGGGCCUCCUGAGUGAUGGUUCAAGUGUCUCAGCCCCACUGAGCUGCCACGUGGGCAUGCUGUGGGCCCAUGGGAGCUUGAUUCUCAGCACUUGGGGGAACUACAGUGUAAGUGGUGAGGGAAGGGGUGCGUGCUGGGAGGGAGUAGAAGGGGGCCUGGCCCCAAGCUGUGGGCACAGAGAGGUCAAGCCCAGGAGGACUCCCCCCCUCCGCCAUAGGCUGGAGGCGGGGCAGGUAGAGAUGGUAGAGGAAGCGGUUGGGCUGAGGCCAGACGUCAGAGUGGGGGGUGUGAGUGAGCAGUUACACUUGGCCUCUGGGUCGUGGGAAUCAAGAAAGUGACUCGUCCUCUUGAAGAUGGUGAAACAGGAAAGAAAGAGGCUGCUGUUCCUGGGGGCAGGGCCCACUUUGUCCCAGCUCUAAAGGCCCUUUCCUGGCUGCGUAAUCCCUGUCCACCCAGGCCUGGGAGCCGCUGCGGCUGCCGCCUGACCCCAGCAAAUACUGCUAGGCAAAGCCUCUGCUGCACGCCCGACCCUCUCCUCCCCAAGUGACCUAAGCCAAGGCCCCUGUUGUCCCCUCGUAGUCAAAUGCAAAACGUACCCCCGUGUUUUAGGUAGCACCCUAUUUUGUAAUUUGGGAACCCGAGGCCCACGCAGAGUGAAGACACUAGUUUGUGUUCCUGCAGCCUAGAGGCAGGACAGCUUGGGGCAGACACUUUCACCCCGAGCACCUGUUCUGCGGUCCACAGGAAGACUGGUGGGCACGAGAUGAUCAGUGCCCACGAGUGGGGCUCAGAGGCCCACUCCAGGGUCCCCAUCUCCCUCUAAGGCAGAGGGAGGGAGAAGUAGGAGUCCCUCCCUCUUCCCAAGACUGUUGCCCUUCCCCUACUCCCUCCUGCCACCCACUGCUGCUAACCUUCGGGGCACCACUGCUACCUUUAGUCACUGACAUAAAUAAAGACAACUGCUGUGGCUUUCCCCAGA